AACCGCCGCCACCCAGAAAUUCAAGCACCCCUCCCACGCCUCCCUCCAUCGGCCAACCCCGUCCAGGUUCCGGACCGCCAUGUCGUCGUGGUUUCCGUCCUCCUACUACGACGAGGAUGACGUCAAGCCGGCGGUGACGACGCAUUGGCGCCGUGACUAUGGCUACGGCUACGGCGGGGGAGUCGCCGGGGAGGACGUCAAGCCGCGUCCGGGUCCUCCGGGAGCAGGAGCAGGAGCAGGCCGAGGUGUACAUGGACAGGACGAUCGGGCGGCGCUCUCUUGGCCGGCGGCCGAGGAGUUCAAGUCGACGCUGCGCACGCAGGAGUCCCUCGCCGGCCUCCGCACCAGGUACGGCAUCCCGGAGGGGUUCGGCCUGCACCUCGCCGGCCCCGCCCAGGCAGUGUGCGCGCCGCCCCCUCCCGCCGCUCGCGGAGCCCGAGGCGGCGCCGCGGCGGUGCCGAUCUGCGUGCACACGCAGGCGUUCGCCGCGGGCAUGCGCCUGCCGCUGCACCCCUUCUUCAGCGACGCGCUCGCGCACUUCGGCAUCGCCCCGUCGCAGCUCGCGCCCAACGGGUGGCGCGUCCUGGCCGGCUUCGCGGUGCUCUGCCACUUCCGCGGCGCCGGCGCGCCCUCCUUGCCGGUGUUCCGCCACUUCUUCGCCCUCACGCCGCUCCCCAACGGGAAGGGCUGGUUCUCCUUCCGCUCCAGGGAGAGCGUCCCGUCGCUCUUCACCGGGCUCCCCACGUCCGUCAAGGGGUGGAAGGAGGAGUUCCUGCUCGUGUCGCCUCCGCCGGGCGCGCCCUGGAAGUGCCCCGUGCGGUGGGGCUCCCCGACGAAGGAGGCGACGAGCGACCCCAUGCUCGCCGGCAACGAUGCGGCCGUGGCGUGCCGGCUGUCGCAGGGGCAGGGCGUCGUCGACCUUAAGACCUACCUCUCCGAGAGCAACCUCGUCGCCGCCAAGAUUAGCCGCGCCCCGGCGUGUGUCGGGACGGGAGCUUCCCAAGGCGCAGCGCCACCGACGGCCUCAGGGAAGAAGAGAAAGGUGGCUGCUCCUGCUGGUGCUGCUGUUGCUGGCGGCGGCGGCGGCGUCGGCGACGUGCUUCGUUCGGAGCUGCGCGCGAAGGAGAUGGCCCUCUCCAAGGCCAAGGGCGAGAUCAGCCAGCUGAAGAAGGAGCUGGGCGAUGCCAAGAAGAGGGAGCUUGCCGAGGCGCAGCAGGCACUGGCCUACGCGGCGCAGGUGCUCAAGCCGGAAGGCGGCGGGAAGGGCGCGGGGGCCGGCAAGCGGCGUCGUGGCGCCCAGUGAUCACGUACGUCGUGACCAACGGUGGGCCGAGUGCAGUCGGCUGCUGGGUCGAGGUUUUUAGCAGACGUAGUUAUGUUUGAGUUGGCUGCUGAGGUCGCGUUGCAACAAAUUACGAACUUAGAAAUUUGUGGAGUUCUGCAAGAAAAAAAUGUUGAAAUCUGCUUGGUUGAUGAUUCUCACGUUGUUAGCAAAAGUACAUUUUGAUACGUAGGUAAUAUGUAUUUUUUUCAUA
Messenger RNA from Aegilops tauschii subsp. strangulata, 1535 nucleotides. RefSeq lists its product as uncharacterized. Lineage: Eukaryota; Viridiplantae; Streptophyta; Magnoliopsida; Poales; Poaceae. The record is from RefSeq and is a predicted model, not a curated record.